Molecule: messenger RNA, 8504 nt
Organism: Etheostoma cragini (Arkansas darter)
Lineage: Eukaryota; Metazoa; Chordata; Actinopteri; Perciformes; Percidae
Gene: rab11fip3
Product: RAB11 family interacting protein 3 (class II)
Exons: 14
Coding region: 1370-4699 (1109 amino acids)
Biological process (GO): endocytic recycling; regulation of cytokinesis
Cellular component (GO): recycling endosome membrane; endocytic vesicle; cleavage furrow
Molecular function (GO): calcium ion binding
Source: RefSeq, a predicted model, not a curated record
GGUGUGUAUGCGGCUGGAGGAGGAGGAUGGGACUCUGCUGAUGCUGAUGCGAGAGCUUUCGGUGUGUGACUGUGAUCAACAUCGGUGGACUGAUUGCCAAAUGAUGGAGUAUUUUGGUCUCAUUUUACCCCCUUUUUGUUCUAUUAUUGGCUUCGACGAGGGACGCUGUGACUGAUGUGUUUUUGAGACUAAGAUAACAGAAGAAUUUAAGGAGGAAUGGACGGUUUCGUGUCGUCACUCGUCUGGCCUGUCUUGUGACUGACACAGGUGGAUUGCCGCUGGAAAACGGCAUCGAAAUGAAGACAUACUCUUGAACUAUCGCAGAGGCGACCGUUUCCGUAGUUACCUCUUAAACAGUGGAAUACAUAAACUACCAUUUGGUUUAAUUAUAUUAGGAGAGGUAGAAGCUGGACUGUUUGGCGUGUUAGCUAGCUAAUAGGCUAAUUGGGUUAGCUAGUCAGUUAGCAGCUUCUCUGGCCAAUGGAACGAAAGACGUGGGAUGCUCGAAGGAGGAGCUAACGUUAGUUGCUAGCAUAAAUUAAUUGGAAGGUUUGACGGGGUGUUAUAUUUAGUAAACCGCCUUGAAAGGUUGAACGCUGUAGGUCGGGUUAGGUUUGAGCAUAGGCUGUAUAGGUUUGAGUAGCACUGGUCACACCGUUUCCUCGCUGCACUGUGGCUCCUCAGAAAAGAAGCUUGCGAUGUAUAACAUUGUAUAAUCGGCUAAGAAAGCUAAUGUUGACAAACACUGUUGAUUUAAUCAAGCGGGGUUUUUUUUUCGUUUCCAAUUGGCUCACGAGGAGAGAUGCUGAUACUUAAUUUCUGAGACUUUAUUGAAGUGAUUCACCAGUUUCCAGGCGGAAGCGAAGCAUGUUAACGUUGGAUGUGAUGCAGCGCAAACAUUUGGCAACAACCGGGAGUGGACCUGCCAUGACAGAAAGACACAUAGUAGGUCAAAACACAUCAGGGAGAGAGUAUGCCUUUCGAAUUUAGCUAACAUUGUUGUCAAGAUGUGGAUGGCAACUGACGUUAGUGAAGUUAAAACAGCAAAUGUGUUAAUCCGUUGCCUGACUGACAUUGUUUCUAAACCUACCCAACUUUCUUCUUAAAACUACACCUAGCUAGCUAACUAAGUUAUACUGUUAUUUAUAAAAUCACAAUACCGGCCUGUAUUUUAAAUGUCAGACGUAGACCAUGCUUGUAAGAAUCCCACACAUUAAUUUCAAGAUGUCAUUGUUGGAGACGUGUAUUGCCAUUUUAAAAAACAAACAAAAAAAACAUGGCAUUUAAGAUAAAAAAACAUGAUCUCGACGACAGCAGUGAGAUAAUACAGCAGCUUUCUGAAGUUUGUAAAGUGGAACAGCCAAUAUAAAUGGAACCGACAGUUCUGUCUGGCCCUUUGGGGCACACACAGUGGGAGCCAGAACAGCCAUUUCCUCUCGGAUUUCACACAUUGGAUUCAGACAAUGGAGGUGUGCUCGUUCUAAACAAGGGGGACCAGAUAGGUUUGGAUUUCAGAAGUGGCGACCAGGAUCAAUCUGCCCAGCAUAGUGUAGAAAAAAACAUUUACCAGGACAAGCCAGUAAAGUUGGACAACCUCAUAAAUAUCUCAGUUUUUCCGCGUGGAGAUUUACUGUUUGAGGGCGAUCAGUCCAAUAUUUCCCAAGCCUCGCUACAUAGUAGUCAUAUAGAGGAAUUGUCCUUCACAGAAAAAACUGAGGGACCUGAUGAACUUAGUGACUGCACUUUGUCAUGGCUAUUUUCUCCCAAACUCACUGAUGGGAUUGGGAAUAACUCUGCCCAUGAGGAACUGAGUCUGAUGCAGGAUGCCUCUCCUGAGAGCCCAGAUGCCUUCAAUAGUCAGGCUGAGCUAAUAAGUCUCAAUGUACCGGUCUUUCCGUCGAACAUUUCCGAGAGAAAUUCUGAGACCGACACAAGGGAUCCAUUUUUGUUGGUGGAUCUCCUCUCUUGCCUCCCUCUAGAGGCUUCAGGUGAGUUGAACCCACAGGGUGUCAGUGAGGAGCUGGUAGGCCUGUCGCAAGAGGAGCAGGCGGGUCUCCCUCCCACGCCGAGCUGGGAGACUUUGUCACCCGAGACCAGAGACAAAGGUUUAUUAACUGAUCAAGUGACUGUUCUGCCCGUAAACUGGAGCACUGCCGUGCAUGGUUUACCUGAGAACUGCCUCCGGCAUAACCACGUCAGCAGACCUCUGGAGUGCUUUGCAGGAUCUGUGCCUUUGUUGGAUUUAGAUGUUCCAGAUUGUGACAGUAGUCUGAGCCUGUGCCCUGCCAGUCCCCCCUCUGUUACCUGCACAGCUCCACCAUUGGAUUUAUCAACCGAGGAGUCGGAGGUGGAACAUGCAGGAGCUACUGUAAAUAGAGAUGUGACUUCAGACCAAGGUGAGAAUGACUCAUUUGUUCUGGGGUUGUCAGCUGAACCUUCAUCACUGACAGUGCCUCUGGGUGAAGAUGCCUUCAACCCGGGUGAUUUCACCAGUGAGAGUGGCUCUGUGGAAAAUGAGUCUAAGGAUUUAAUGGAAGACGAUAUUUGUUCUGAAGCCAAAAAUCAGGGGAAUGAGGCAAUGGCUUUGGAUCUGUGUUUGACUGUUGACCAGGUCCAUGACGGGGAAACGUGGGACUUGAAACCACAGGAGGGUGUACAGAAUGAAAGUGUUCCUGCUCCAACAACUGAGUCGAGUGAAGAGGAGAAGUUGACAGACAGUAACCAGCUCGAAGGAUCAGAUUGUCAUGAAGUGUCUUCUUUUGAUUUUUCAGUCCAGGAUUUGCACACUUCUUCUCCUGAGUCUACUUGGACUAGUGAGCAAACUGUGGAGACGCUUUCUCUCUCCAAUAUGGUGGCAGAUGACUCACUGCCGAUGGUUUCAGCUGAGAAUAUAAGGGAGGAAGACGUCUCCCCUCUAAAAGCUGUGUUCGAUGCUUUAGACCAAGAUGGAGAUGGAUUUGUUCGAAUUGAGGAGUUUAUGGAGUUUGCUGCUGCCUAUGGGGCUGAUCAGGUGAAGGAUCUGACCAAGUUUUUGGAUCCCAGUGGACUGGGAGUGAUCAGCUUUGAAGAUUUCCACCGUGGAAUCUCUGCAAUCAGCAAUGGAGGUCCAGAGCCACCGCUAUACAAUGUAAACUACAGUCCAGGCGACGGGGCUGUGGGCUGUCCAGAGGAGUACGAUGAGCAAAAUGAGGUGACGGACAGUGCGUACCUGGGCUCCGAGAGUACUUAUAGUGAGUGUGAGACCUUCACUGAUGAGGACACGGGGGCCCUCGUACCCCCCGAGAUGCAUGAAGACGUGGAGACGGACAGUGGCAUUGAGGCCACACUGCACGACCCUGAAGAUAGUGGAAAUAGGUUUUCCCUGAACUCUGAGCUACAUAACCACUCUCUGGUGACGGUCAUCGGUGGAGAGGAGGAGCACUUUGAGGACUUUGGGGAAAGCAACAGCUCCGAGUUGCUACUGGAGAGCAGCGUGGAGGGGACCGAGGAGGAGGGCCACUCCCCUCUAGUGCUGCCACCUGAGCAGAUCAAUGGCUCUUCACUGCUUUCUCCCAGUGCACCUGCUCCUCUCCCUGACUGCUUUCAGAGCUUCCUCAGGGAGGAGGCGCUGGACUUUUUCUGUAGUCAGUGUCACAAACAAAUAAGUCGUCUCGAGGACCUCUCCACUCGUCUCAAUUUCCUAGAGAUGACUAGCGCUGGCAAGAGGCUCUCCAGCAAGAAAGUAGCAAGACAUCUCCUCCAGAACAGCUCGAUGACUCUGGACACCAUGAGCGACUUGACGCGGGACAUCCUGGAGCUUGCUGACAACGACAUCACGGACAAGGUGCUACUCCUUGAGCGUCGAGUUGCGGAGCUGGAAAAGGAGUCAGAGUCAUCGGGGGAGCAGCAUGCGCGGCUGCGCCAGGAUAACCUUCACCUGGUGCACCGAGCCAAUGCCUUAGAGGAGCAGCUCAAGGAGCAGGAGGUCCGCGCUGACGAGAAACUACAGCAGGAGACCCGUCGUCACAAGGAGGCCCUGAUCAAGCUGGAGAGGGAGAGGGGGCUGGAGCUGGAAAACCUGCAGGCCAGGCUGCAGCAGCUGGACGAGGAGAACAGUGAGCUGAGGUCCUGUGUUCCGUGUCUCCGAGCAAACAUCGAGAGACAAGAGGAGGAGAAGAGGAAGCUGCAGGAUGAGACAGAAGCCAUGUGCGACAGGCUGCAGGACGAGACGGAGUCCCGCAGGAAAAUGGCUGACAAGCUGAGCCAUGAGCGCCACCAGAACCAGAAGGAGAAGGAGUGCACUCAGGAGCUCAUUGAGGACUUGCGUAAACAGCUCGAGCACCUACAGCUCUACAAGCUGGAAGCUGAAGCAAAGAGAGGGCGUACGCCGGGCGCGGGGCUGCAGGAAUAUCAGACCCGCACACGCGAAGCUGAGCUGGAGCAAGAGAUCAAACGACUCAAACAGGACAACCGCAGCUUGAAGGAGCAGAAUGACGAAUUAAAUGGCCAGAUUAUCAACCUGAGCAUCCAGGGCGCCAAGAACUUGAUGUCGGCCUCCUUCUCCGACUCCCUGGCAGCUGAGAUCAACAAUGUGUCUCGUGUAGAGUUGAUGGAGGCUGUCCACAAACAGGAGGAGAUCAACUACAGACUCCAGGACUACAUUGACAAGAUCAUUGUGGCCAUCAUGGAGUGCAACCCCUCAAUCCUUGAGGUCAAAUAGACUCCAUGCAACCAGGAAGGCCGUGCACAGUGUCUCCUCAGGCUGUUAGAAAUACUGGAGACUUGGUUAAAAGAAAACUACUGGGAGGAUGUAAAAAACAUUUGGUAGGAAAACACCAUGCACUCAACUCAUCCAACUCCGCCCCCCAGACCCAUGGAGUGAAGAACUUAAGAAUCCUAAGAAGUCAAUGGCUGUCAUGGGGAAAAAAAAAAGAAGCAAUUUUCAGUUAAUAUCCCUCAAGUGUGUACUUAUUUUUGAGUGUAUGUGUUAACCCUCCUGAAUACACUUGGGUUCUGGUGACCUCCAUGUAUUUGGCAAGAGGGACCCGAGUCUCCCCUUGUUAAAUGAAUGAAUGUUUAAAUGUGUACAAGAAGUCACAAAGAGUUAAAAAAUCUUCCUGUCCGUUCCCCUCAAAAACAGUGUCAAUGUAAGCUAAAAAAAACACAGACAAUUCUAUAGUACCAAAAGGCCUUAAAUUAAAGGUGAUUAAAGUAUUUAUUAAUUCUGCAUGCCAGUCAUUCAGUCUGUGGUGUGUUAACUGGGACGGCGGGGGUGGUAUGUGGGCUGUGAUCUCCUGAACCAGGCUGAGUCGUGUUUUAUUCACUAGUGAGAAAGCCAUAUGAAGCACUGGGCAGUAGAUUGGGGCGGCAGUUUACUCUUUGGAAUUUGUCUUUUAAUUUGUUUAAAGCUUGCAGUGCUGCCUACCAGUCACUAAAAAUAUCUGUUCUGUCCUCUAACCAAGUUCAACUGUCUUUCCAGUGAACCCAAGUAAGGGGUAGAGGAUGAGAAAAGCCCGGAGGAGGGGGGGGGGGGGGGGGGGGUGUGUGUGUGUGUGUGCGUGUGUGUGUGUGUGUGAGAGAGAGAGGUGUUUGGACAUUUUCCUUUUUUUCUUUUCGUUUCUGCGCAGUGUUACUUUAAGGUUUUGAAAAAGCUUGGUGACACCAGCAACUAAUAUAAGCUUAAGUGUCCCAAAUUAAGGAGCUUAGGUUUAUAAAUUGCUUCUUCUCAUUUUUUCGAUUUACAAUGAAACAGGGUCCAGGAGCUCAGGUGGGCUGGAAACCUCAAGUAGAAGAAAAAUGCUACAUUUCCCAUCACUCCCUGGCACAAAUAUUAAAUAACUCAAACAUAUCUCACUAAGUGCAGACUGAGUACUGUAACUGACAGAAUAUAUCCUUCUCAUACUGACACGCUCACUCUCUUAACUCUCCAGACACUUUAACUAAGCAUGAAGGGAAACCGAUGAGUGAGUCUGGGAUUUGUAGUUUUUAAGAAUUUUUUGUGUGUUUUUACUUAGUACAGCCCACCUGACCCCAGUGUUCUCUUGCUGAGUGAAAGUAAUGGGGAGCAAGCUUAUCCAGGUAACAAAAACUUUUCUUUUCUUUUUUUACUUUUCCCUGCUGCACAAGUGAUUCAUUGUCAGUAAAACUUUUAUCGGGACAAAUGUUAAGAAAAAUGCUGACAUUUGAGUUGUAUGUGAAUAAUCAAAUGGUUGUACUUUGCACUAAGUUUUGUUUUGUUUGUUUUUUAAUAGAAAAAAACGUGUUUAUUGUGAAGGGAACAAAUCAAUCAAAAUCCAUUUCAAGCCUGUAUGAUAGUGAGUGGGGUUAGUUGCUGCUGGUGGGGGCUGCAGACAUCCCACUCACACUAAUAAAUACUAAUUUUAAUGUCAUAUAUAUCAAUUGGAAACAUUUAACAAUAUUACAAACUACAUUUUACAGCUAUGUCUUAAGAUUAGUUUAUUUCCAAUCCAUCUGGAGUUUGGAUGAUCUUUUUCGCUGACUAUUGGCCAGUUUAAUCGUUUUUCAGACCAGAUAUAUAAUACUGAAGAGACCUGGCCGACUUUGGUAGCAAUAAUGCUUGUCAAGAAAGUGGAAAUGGUGGAGGCUGCUCUCAUCUCCUCUGCUGAAGCAGCAUCUGCUUUUUGGAAGAUGUACGGAGUGCUUUUGGACUGAUGCCGGGUUUAUAGGUACAACGCAGCCAUUACUUUUGGACGGAAACUGGACAUGAGAAACCUACCAGACCUGUUGACGGAUUUCUUGUCAAACGUUGGUUGGGGACGUUGUUUUUUUGGUCCAAACAGCAUGGCAUCCUGCACCAAUAUGCUAAGAAGAAUUCCUAUUUUUCAUCCUGUUCACCUUUUAUGUCAUUGCUCUUCUUCACCUGCCACUGGUAGGUUGGUAAUGGGAAAAAAAAAUGGCCUUGGAUGUAAAUGACUUGUACAUGUAAAGUUUUUUCUACACUCAUUCUAGAUUCUAGGUAUUUUUAUAGUCUGGAGAAAAAGAACAUUUCUUCUUCUUGUCUUAUGCUGAGAGACAGCUGCCUGUAUUCUUCUCUAGCAUGUAGCGUGUACAGUAUCUAUUGGUAUAUCCCCCCCCCCCCCCCCCCCCCCCCCCGUUUGAAAUCACAUGCCGAUAUUUAUUCAUCAUUUUGACACAACCGACAACUCACACUCUGUGACGUGUUCUGCUGAUUAUAUCUUUGUACAUUUUUGAAUUCACAAAGGGGGAGAUUAAUUCACGGUGAAUGAAUCUUUGGGGAGACUUUAUUGAAUUUGGAGAAAUGUUUAAAGCAUUGUGUUAUUGUUUGCAAAGCACUUGAAUGUGACCUGCUCGAGUGGUUGUUUGUUGAGGUCGUGGCAAUUCUUCCAUAAUGCUGACAUUGCUGUGACCUCCUCAGGGUUGUGAGUUUAGACAAAUGGCAGGUUCUACUGUUGUCUUCCCAGAUGGAGUCAGGUCCUUCAUGGAAAUGCCAAUUUGUAUUGUUUAUCUUUGAUUCAGUUGUAUGAUCUAUAUUUUGACUGACAAAUCAUAUGCUAUAAUUUCCAAUAGUGGAGUUGUGAGACCUCGAAAUGUCAACACACAACACCUAAAACCUCAUCGCAAGGCUUUGCCGAGAUCUGCUUCCUGCCUUUUUAGUGUGACAGGAAGUUUGCCCCGACAGAUUUAAUACUUAUUCUUUAUGGUAAUGAAUCCUUUUUCAAUUACAAACAGGAAAUGGGAUGGCACUUGAACACAGCAGGCUAUACUACACCUAAUUCUCUCCCUACUUUAUAUUUAAUUGUCUAAGUUUCACCGAUAGUUUGGGACCGGCAACAUAAAUACUAGACAGUGAGAGACAACAGAGCUGAUUAAACAUUCCCAUUAGCAGAGCUCAAGGUGACUGCACUUUAACCACCAAGUUUCUCCAUUUUAACUCUCAAAAUGACCAAAGACAGAUGUUACAACUUAAACUGAUAGUUUUUAUCCACCAGGGUCCAACUGCUCUGAUAAAUCAGAGUGAGUUUGCCCUGAAAGAAAACAAAACCCGGCCUGCUUGUCUAAACACUGUGCCUCUGUGUCUCAAACUUUGCCUCGCAACUAACCUGAUGAUGAGCCCUGGGGGAAGCACUGACCACGCUACUGUCAGUUUGUUAAAUCAUGAUGAAAACCUGAACUGUAAAUAUGAAUUGUCAUUUAUGUGAACUUUUUCUCUCUCAUGUUCACUUCCACUGUCCAAAGAAAGUUUGCUCAAGGCACAAACAUCACUACUGGAGUAGUGCAUGGCUUGCCAUUAUGUGACAUGGGAAGAUAAAAAGAAAACUAUUGUAGAAAAGAGAAAUUGUAAAAGUUAAAUUUUAUUCCUAUUUUCAAAGAUAAAUGUAUAAAUUAUAACAAUAUGGGUUACAGCUGUAUAUUUUUUUUGAAGAUCCCCAAAUGAUCUAAUCCUAAUUGUUACUGGGGAAAUAUAAUUUCAGUCAUUGUAAAAAGAGAACAAUUUAAAGGUAAGCAGUGAAAGUAAGAUUAGAAAAAUAAAAUGGAAUAAAAUG